Messenger RNA from Acanthochromis polyacanthus (spiny chromis), 5384 nucleotides. RefSeq names its product PPFIA binding protein 2b (gene ppfibp2b). Lineage: Eukaryota; Metazoa; Chordata; Actinopteri; Pomacentridae. Gene Ontology annotation, biological process: neuromuscular junction development. Gene Ontology annotation, molecular function: protein binding. Gene Ontology annotation, cellular component: presynaptic active zone. The record is from RefSeq and is a predicted model, not a curated record.
AGCUGAUCUGUUGGAGAGGCUUCAGAGGGAGAGCAGACAGAGGAAGCAGCUCACCUGUUCACUACCUGUUAACCUCCUAUCCACCUCCUGGUCACUGUGGACUCGCCUCACCUGUUCGGACUCACCUGUUUGUUUCCAUAGGAACCAUGAGCGGCUCCGUUUCACCUCCGGCUAACUAAAACUAACCUCCUCAAACUAAGAACAGCUGAGACCUGAUGCUGCCCGCCGUCGCCAUGGAGACGGAGGCCAGUCACAUGCUGGAGGCGGCGCUGGAGCAGAUGGAUGACAUCAUCGCAGGUUCUAAGGUAGCAGCCAUGGAGUUCUCCAGCAGCAUGUUGGACCUGGGUUCCCCCAUCAGCACCGGUCCCCUGCAGGUGGUCCAGCUGGCCGAAGACCUGAAGCUGGCUCUGGAGCUGCAACCCAACCAGGAGGACCGAGAGACGCUGAGAGCUCAGCUGCCCACGGAGACGGUUCAGGUUCUGGUGGACUGGCUGCAGAGCGGAGCGAUAAAAGCAGUCAACGUUUGUUCUCCGACCAACAAUGAAACGUACCAGGAACGUUUGCUGCGACUAGAAGGAGACAAGGAGUCGCUGGUGCUGCAGGUGAGCGUCCUGACCGACCAGGUAGAAGCAGGGGAGAAGAUCAGAGAUUUAGAAAGUUCUUUGGAGGAACAUCGGCAGAAACUGGCCUCCACAGAGGAGAUGCUGCAGCAGGAGCUGAUUAGCAGAACUUCUCUGGAGAGCCAGAAGCUGGACCUGAUGGACGAGGUGUCCUACCUGAAGCUGAAGCUGGUCGGUAUGGAGGAGAAGCAGCCGGACGUUCGGCAGCAGGACGUUCGGCAGCAGGACGUUCGGCAGCAGGACGUUCGGCAGCAGGACGCCGACGCCGCUGACAGCAACCAGAACAAAGCAGAGUGUGUUGUAAACCUCAUCAGUGAGCUCCAGGAGCAGAUGUGCAGGUUUCAGGAGGAGAUCAGCUCUCGCAUCCAGGAGAAACGGGCCCUGGAGGAGGCCCAGCAGGCAGAGCCCCGAGCCCAGGGCCGAGGCCCUCAGGUUGGGUCGACCGGCUCCGAGCUCGGCUCGACCGGUUCUGACGCCCAGAACCAGAGUGGAGGAAAGACUGAUUUGCUUGAAGAAGUGAAGCAGCUGAAGAACAAAGUGGAGGAACUGGAGGGAGAGAAGAGCCAGUAUGAGAGGAAACUCAGAGCUACGAAGGCUGAAAUCUCGGAGCUGCAGCAGCUUUUAUCCUCCAAAGAUGCAGAGAUCGAGUGUCUGCAGACGCAGCUUUUGGCCAGAGGGGGCAGCAGCAGUGAUGACGCAGAGCGAGAUCAGGAAUACCAGCGGCUGAAGGUCGGGAUGGAAACUCUGCUGGCGUCAAACGAUGAAAAGGAUCGCCGGAUCGAGGAGCUGACCAUCCUGCUGGGUCAGUACAGGAAGAUGAGGGAGAUGAUGGUGCUAACUCAGGGAAGCAGUGAAGAAGAACUGAGUAGUUUGAAGCUCAGAGCGAUCACACACAAAGCUCAUUCAGACAUCCUCAGAUCAGAGAUGUCAUCCAGAGGAUCUUCUCCUCUGAUGCUCUCCUCGUCUCCUUAUCAGAGAGAUCUGGACUCCAGUUUCCAGAACUCUAUGGACACGUCGUUGGUUUCAGCUGGAGAUAUGAGUUUCUUUAAUGGAUCCUGGCACCAGCGCCGGCUGAUGUCCAGCAGCCUUGAAGAGCUGCAGAGUGGAUCUUUACGAAAGGCUGUAGAGUUCCAGCCAGUUGAAACUGAAUCAGACGUAGUUUCAGAGAGUCCUCACAUGGAGCUGAGCAAAUACCAAACGCUGCCGAUGAAACUGAGUAAAAAGAGCGAACUGAGGGCGGAAAUGAACGGAGACGGAGAAUAUUUAUCUCCCGUCCAGCUUUCUCCGGUCCGAAGCCACGACCAGGACUACAGCCUGAUUCGCUGCAGGAGUGCCAGCGCUCCGGCUUUAGGAUCUCCUGGAAAACACGACCUGUAUGGAGUCGGACAGUCAGAGAAGCCGGAGGAGUCGGUUCUGUCGGAUCAGUCUCCAGUGUCCUCCGGAGUGGAUUCUGGACAGCAGAGUCCGGUUUCUCCAGAGAACAGGAAAACCCACCGAGGCAUCAAGAAGCUCUGGGGGAAGAUCCGUCGCAGUCAGUCCGGCAGUCCGGUCCAGGUCCACGAUGCCGACAUGGGAGACUUCAAGAGAGGAGGCUUCAGAGCUACAGCUGGACCUCGACUGGCCCGGUCCGGGAGAACACGGGAUCUGAAGACGCCGUUCUCCAAGUGGAGUUCCGAGCAGGUCUGUGAUUGGCUGGAGGACGUCGGGCUGGGUCAGUACGGGAUUCUGGGUCGACAGUGGAUCAGCACCGGACAGACGCUGCUGUCGGCGAGUCCUCAAGACUUGGAGAAGGAGCUGGCGAUGAAGAAUCCUCUCCACAGGAAGAAGCUGCAGCUGAGCAUCAAGACGUUCAGCAGCAAACAUCCAGAGAAGUCUUCAGAACUGGACUACAUCUGGGUGACUCGUUGGCUCGACGACAUCGGCCUCCCUCAGUACAAAGACCAGUUCAACGAAGGCCGAGUGGACGGACACAUGCUGCAGUACCUGACCGUGAACGACUUGUUGUUCCUCAAAGUGACCAGCCAGCUGCAUCACCUCAGCAUCAAAUGUGCCAUCCACGUCCUGCACGUCAACAAGUUCAACCCCAACUGUCUGAAACGAAGACCUGGAAACGAGAACCAGUUCAGUCCCAGUGAGGUGGUCCAGUGGUCCAACCACAGAGUCAUGGAGUGGCUGAGGUCCGUGGAUCUGGCAGAAUACGCUCCCAACCUGAGGGGCAGCGGCGUCCACGGAGGCCUGAUAAUGCUGGAGCCUCGGUUUAACUCAGAGACGCUGGCGAUGCUGCUGAACAUCUCGCCUCAGAAAACGCUGCUGAGACGCCACCUGAACACCAACUUCAACAGUCUGGUGGGAGUUCAGGCUCAGCAGGAGAAGAGGGAGUACAUGGAGGCGGCGGGAUACACCCCCCUCAGCAUCACUGCCAAAGUCAAGCCAAAGAAGUUGGGUUUCUCCAACCUGACCCACCUGAGGCGGCGCCGUCCAGACGAAUCCACGGAUUACGUUUGUCCCAUCGAGUCGUCGUCGCCUCAGUCGGCGCUGAACGGCGUACAGAUGCGACCUUACGCCGGCUUCAGGGGCCUCAGCCCGAUUCUGGACCGAGAGCCGGACCGGUCCAGGGACCAGAUUGCGACCGCCGAGGGAACCGUCCUGCAGAUAGAAGCUCUGUCAGAAAGCAUCAACAACCUCACAUACCUGCUCGGGCACGACGAACUGAGGAAGGAGAUGAGACGAGCUCAGACGGCGCUAGUUUGAAGACGACGACUUGCUGAUGUUGUCGAUUGACCAGAGACCUGCAGAAACACCUGGAGCCGGCUAACACCUCGAGUCAGCUAACAAAUGGAGUCAGCUAACAGCUGGGGCUGGCUAACACCUGGAGCUGGCUAACACCUGGAGCUGGCUAACAUUUACAGCAAGCUAAGACUUGGAGCCGGUUAAUAUCUGUAGCCGGCUAACACCUGGAGCCGGCUAACACCUGGAGCCGACUGACACCUGGAGCCGGCUAACACCUGGAGCUGCUGAUGCCUCGUUAACACCUACAGAGGACUCUGAAACACAAACAGACUUAACACAAUGUUGAGAACAGUAAAACUUCUCAUUUUUAGUUUCUAUAACAACAAACUGAACAAAUAGAGCCAUUACUGACUUUCUUGUUUUUUACAGCUUCCCUUGUUUCUCUGCAAUGACCCUUUACUGAUCCUACUGACUACUGUGGAUGGUGCUGAUAUUUAAAGAGGGAGAACAGAGUCCGAUGAACCUUGUUGAACAGUAAAAGCUAAGUAGUACACAUGAAGUUUAAGGUAUAAAAUCUUCUACAAAUGAAGAUUUAGCCAUUUUUUAAAAGACAACAGCAGCUAAAUUUAUCAGCAUGUUGAAAUAAGUUAUUAGAGCCGUUAGUGAUACUUAGAGAGUUUGUUUUGUGCAAACAUGAAAGAAGAAAGGUGAUCGGUCAGUUUAGGUGACAUGAGGUUUGUGUUCAAGAAGAGUUUUUGCUCUUUAGCGCAGGAAAGAGGAUGCUAUGACUGAUAUUAUGGAUAGAAUUAUACAUAAUACAGAAACAGAUGUACAGAAUUGUGUGUUUUUUUUGGCUGCAUGUAAGAAAAAAUGUUGUGAAACGAGUAUGCUUUAGAAAUACAUGCAAAUUAUUAAACGGAUUAUCAAUUAAAUUCAUACAAAGUGCAGAAAAGAGAACAAUAAAUAAAUAAAAAACAGUAUUUGGUGCAACCAAACAGCAGCAGUUCUCAUUUCUAAAUGAAGCAAAUCUGCAGGUUUUGUUUUUUUAAAGCCAAUUAAGUUUCCUCAGACUGAAAACAGUCCAGUACUUCAACACUUUAUAAAAACUUUGUGAUAAAUUUUUGAAUUUUUUGCCAAUGUAAACUCUAAAUAAACGUUUUUGUGAAUCAUAUGAAGUCUCUAAAACUGUUGCAGACAUGGAUCUGUAUCUGCAUGUUGGGUUUUUUUGCUGAUAUUAAUGUUUUAAUACAGAAAAGUUUGUAGAUGUUUGAGGUAAUUUAUAUAAAAAACCUCCCCAGAGACACUGACGGGUUUUAUUAACCUGCAAAAUGUUCUGUUUAGUACAUAUGUAGCUCUUUAAAAUACAUUUCAAGGUGCUCUGAUUAAUGUAUAAAUAUCAAAAACCAAUCAGAUCAAUCAAUAGAAUUAACUCUACAGAGAGUUUUAGUGUCUUUUAACUUCAUUUUUUGAGGAGGUUUACAGAAGAUUAAUUCACUGAUUGGGUUCAUCUUCACAGCUCUAAUCAGACUUAUUGAUUUUAGCCACAGCAGGAAGUAGGGUUUUCUUUUUCAAUAAAACAAAGAAAAACUCAGAUAAACUCAAUUCAACAGCUAAUGAGACAUGUUACCUUCACAAAUUUGAAAAAAUAUGGUAACUAUUUUGGAAAUCUGCUCCAAAUAAAUGCUAACGUGUUCAUGUCUGCUAGAUGUUUAUUGGUACACCAAAUCAACUGAAUAAGACGAUAAUAUUUCAGUGUUUACAUCCUGUUCAGCUGCUUCAAAUGGUGAAAAACAGGAUAUCAUUGCUGCUUUCUGAGAUCUUUACUGAAUAUUUUGUGUUCAUGAUGGUUCAUUUGACCCUUUCUCUCCUCUUUUUGUUUGUCCAGAACCGUUUUCAUUCCUGUUUUAGUAUGACAAGCUUAGGAAAGAUAAGAAAAAUCUACUUUUGUAAAUUAAACACAUGAUGGCAUAAAUGACACCAGAUUGGUACGAUAAGUUGUGAUGUUUGGUUUAGAAAAUAAAACUGAUAAAAACA